GCUUUCUGGAUACUUUCGAGAAGCCGAAAACUCAAAAGAAAAUUUCAUAUUUUUUAAAAUCGUUCAUAAAAUACGAGUAAAAUUUGAAGCUAAGAUAUAUAAUCUAAGAACAGAUUAAAUAUAGCAUUGAAAUGUUUUAUCAUAUCGCAUUGGAACAUGAAAUUUUAUUACAUCCGAGAUAUUUCGGUCCACAAUUGCUGGACACUGUAAGACAAAAACUUUAUACCGAAGUUGAAGGAACGUGUACGGGAAAAUAUGGAUUUGUAAUCGCUGUAACUUCGAUUAACGACAUUGGAGCUGGAGUGAUACAAGCGGGACAAGGUUUUGUUGUGUAUCCUGUGAAAUAUAAAGCUAUUGUCUUCCGUCCAUUCAAGGGAGAAGUUCUGGAUGCUGUUGUAAAACAAGUAAAUAAAGUAGGAAUGUUCGCCGAAAUUGGUCCACUCUCAUGUUUCAUCUCACAUCAUUCAAUUCCCGCCGACAUGCAAUUUUGUCCAAAUAGCAAUCCAGCGUGUUACAAAUCCAAAGAUGAAGACAUUUUAAUAGCAGCAGAAGAUAAAAUUCGUCUGAAAAUCGUCGGUACACGUGUAGAUGCAACAGGAAUCUUUGCUAUUGGAACACUUAUGGAUGAUUACCUUGGACUUGUUCUUAACUAAAUUAAAGUAAGAAAACUUUAGUAUGUUAAGUGCAAAUCUAUGAAUAAGUUUAUUUUAAAUAAAAGUUCAAAUGAGCUCACAACAGUGUGUUUAAACAUAAAAGAUCAGAUUUCAAAAACAAUAAAUUACUGGCAUUAACAUUAUGAAAUAUUUUACGUAAUAAAUUAAUUUAGAAGAACGUACAAAUGGACAUUACAUUUAAGAAAAACUUUUUUUAAGUAUACAGCGUACAGAUGGCUCCAAUGAUUUGUUUAAAUAUCUAUCUAAAAUAGUUUUAUUGCACGCAUUACAAGUCCCACGAGAACAAAUGAUGUUUCACAAGCAUAUCUGCAACUCCCUGCUUCAGUGGUUGACUCGUCACGUCUUUUUUUACAGGCAAUUCAUAGUCAGGAUUCAAAUUGAAUGAAAAUUGUGACAAUAUUCUCAAUUCACAUUUGAUUUGAACGUAAGCGGGCGAAUUCAUGAAAGAAAACUUUUGAUACCAUUUUUCAAGUACGGAAUCAGACGAGCAGAGAACAUCGAACCACAAAUGAAGAACUUGUUCAUUUAAUCCCAUGCAAAUCAAAGAUCUUAAUUUCACAUCCAUUUGCGCUUGUUCAUGGGAUUGAUUGACUGAUUGCACACAUCGAAAAAGCAAUUCUUCUGGCGUUAAAACUUUUAUAUCUUCAUCAAGCCGAUAAGUUUUGCAUAAAACAAGUCGUGAAUAAACAGAUUCGAAAUCUUUUUCCACUUCACGAUUUGCCGCUUCUUCAAUGAAUAACCAAGGAUGACAUGGACCACCUAAAAAUGUUGGACGUUUCAUUCCGUAUUCGAGAACUUGUUUAAUUGCGGGGCAUAAAGUUCCUCUCACGAGAUCAGUUACAGUCUCACAUAAACUAUCAUCGCCUGCUGCUACAUAAAUUUUACUUCUUUCAUCGAGAAGCUCGACAAACUUGGCUGGAAACCAACCAGUCAAACCAUUCAAUUCUCCAAUCCAACAAUCUUCAUCUUUCUGACUUAUGAUCGUUAUGAUGUCAUUCUUUCUGAAACCAAGUUCAUCGGGAUCAUGUCGCUCGAAGUCGUGAAGUGCUUUUGCACGUCGUCGACGAUUUCUUGAAACAUUCACAUAAUUUUCAUGAUCUUUGACAUGAGAAUUUGCUGAAUAAUCAGCUUGAAGAUUUAUAUGUCCAUUUAAUUUGGGUUCAAUGGCUAUGAAAUGGCGAGCGACUUUCAAUAUAGCAUCGCGUAAUUCAACAACGAUUUCCGAGUUUUUAAUAUUCUUUGUCUUUAAUUCAUCAUCUCCAUCAUCAGUUCCAAAGAGAAGCAUUUGAAUCAUCGACUUACUCUUCUUAACUUCACGUUUCGAUAAAUGUUGUUUUGGUAAGUUCGGCAUUGGACUUGACUCUAAGUUUCCAACUAAUGCACCCUGAUCAAUCAUUAAAUAAGCUAAAUGCCGUCGUCGAUGUGUAUCGAUAACCAUUUGAUUUAAAGAACCACCAAUUUCAAGUGAAACUUUGAAAAGAUUAUCGACGUCUUCAACUUCUCCUGGAAUAUCUGAUAAGGCAUUAAAAAUUUGUGCGGAAUUCUCCAAAGUUCCAAGCACAGAUUCUUUAAGUUUUAUCAUUCCCAAUGUAAGUUGAAAGAGAACAAUGGAUCCAUCGCAGAAGAACCAAUCCCAAAGUCUCAACAAGAUUUUCAUGUGAACAACACUGGCGAAUAACGUCAGAAACCAUUGGAAUGUUAUUAACGAUACUUCGAUGUCAUGUUGUUUCAACUUUUCAUCAACUGGCGAUAAAUAGUUGGAAAUAAGCGUUUGUAACACUCGUUGAUCAGCUUGUAUUCCAAGUAAUGUUGAAGAGUAGUAUGAAGCUGGUAAGAGAUCUUCAACAAUUGUUGCUGUCAACCAAAAGCAAUCUUCUUCCUCCAAUAGCAAAAGCAAUGAAGCUACAAUUACACCAGUCCCUUGACAAUAUCCGAUAUCAGGAAACAUCCAAGCAAGACCUCUCAAUAUUCUUCUUAGUCGAGGUAUGCCAGUUCCAUUCAUGGACGUAAAGCAAUAAUUAGAAGGCAAAAUUCUCGUUAGAUCUUUUUCAAUUUGCUUUGAUGUCACCAGAUUGUCAUUGUUGGAAGCUUUAAUGA
Clunio marinus is the source of this 2771-nucleotide messenger RNA. The record is from the annotation of a GenBank genome assembly. Lineage: Eukaryota; Metazoa; Arthropoda; Insecta; Diptera; Chironomidae.